Aphanomyces astaci is the source of this 1010-nucleotide messenger RNA. RefSeq lists its product as hypothetical. The record is from RefSeq and is a predicted model, not a curated record. The transcript has a single exon. NCBI's taxonomy places the organism in Eukaryota, Oomycota, Saprolegniomycetes, Saprolegniales, Verrucalvaceae. Bases 70 to 813 code for a protein of 247 amino acids.
GCCACAUAACACAAUUGAUCUAUUUCUUCAUUCGAGGUCGAUGCACCCCCUCGUGCUUUCAAACACGCGAUGGUCCACCGUGGCCGUGUUGGACCGAUAGUCGACACUACUAGUCGUACUACUAGUACUACUAUCCACGACACUGCCGUCUUCGUGCAUCAUCAUCAUGACAGUCGUCGAGUGGCGGGCGGGAAAUGUCAUAGACGACUGCAUCCACUGGGGCGGCGAAUGCGAGUUGGGCUCGUACAUGUAGUGCGUCCCCGUCUGGAGGGGGGCCGCGACACUGGACCCCCGAUCGGCGCCAUCGAACGUAUUCACGAGGAACGGAAUCGUAGUUGCGCCGUCAUCGUCGAUUACAAGGCACGACCCGCGCGGGGGCUGCUGCUGCCAACCUGGCAUGUCGAUGGAUGGACGAGGUGGCGACAGUCGAAUAAUCGAAUGAUGACCCAGCUCUUCUUGCUGUGGCUCCGUUGGUCGGGGGGGCUGGUGAUGAUGAUGGUGGAUGUAGUUCACCGAUGGGUUCCCAUGAAUAUGCCCAACAGCAGCGUUGUCCUCAUCCUGCGAAGUGCGCCUAUCCAGGCUCGACAACAAGUGACCACCAUUCCGGCCCGAGCCAUGGACGUUGGUGUUGCUUUGCCGUCGAGAAGAGCCGAUCGAUUCCGCCGUGAUGGCAUGGGCGGGGUUGUUGAUGGCAGUGGACAUGCAAGGUACGCAUACUCGGGCGUGAUAUCCGUCUACGACAAGGCGCCGGCUGCAUCGAUGGCACACAGCUUGGCUGCACGGGUGGCACGUGUAUUUGGUGCGGACACAUAGGAAGAAUCGACCCGUGCACACGGCGCACUGCGAAGCCCCUCGACCUGACGCGGACGGGCGAAGCGGGGUGGGGGGGUGGCUACGGAAGAACGCGUUUACAAGGCGGGCGUGGUGCAGGUGCGCAUCGAGUUUGGCCACCAACGGCGUUUCACUUGUGAGCCAUCUAGACAGCCACGGAGGCAACAGCCCGUUCCAGU